Molecule: messenger RNA, 1685 nt
Organism: Empidonax traillii (willow flycatcher)
Lineage: Eukaryota; Metazoa; Chordata; Aves; Passeriformes; Tyrannidae
Exons: 6
Coding region: 29-1036 (335 amino acids)
Source: RefSeq, a predicted model, not a curated record
CAGCGUAUGAUGCAAGGAGCUCUUUAAAAUGGAUUUCGGCUCUCCUUUUACUCUGCAGUGCCUGCUGGUGAUAAUAACUGUUACUCAUGGCUCUGCUGCCCGGAUCGGUGUGCUCAGUGGCGGCUCAGCAGUCUUUUCUGUGGGAAACCAAAGCCUGCAGAACCUCUCCAGAAUGAGCAAAGGGGACGGGGUGUGCUCGACAACUGUCUUAAAUGACGCUUUGUUGGCCAAGUGCGGCAAUUCUGCCUGUAGAUGCCUGAAAUGGCUGAAUGGCUCCCUGGAGCUGAAGAGUGUGGAGAAAGAGGAUGAAGGAAAAUAUGAAUUUGUUUUUCCCAACACCACCAGUUACUUUGCACUGGAAGUAUUUGAGCCGACCAUUGGGAUCCAGUGCUUCCCCAAUGGGACUGCAGAGUUGUCCUGCAACGCGACCAGCACUGAGAGCAUGACCUUUCGGUGGCAGCUGAGUGGCAAAGAGCUGAGCGCCCCUGGGGCUUGUGUUAAGGACGGCGGGAGGAAGGUUCGCCUGGACAAAACCGUGCCUGGGGAAUUUGUGUGUGUGGUGUCCCACGGGAGCAGUGUCACGAGGACCAGGCCUGUUGCACUGUCUUGUAGCUAUGGAGACUUGCUGCAGUACCCGUGGUUCAUUUACAUCCUGGCAGGGUGUGCAGUGGGUGUGUUUAUCCUGGUGGUGGUUGUGCCCUCGGUUGUAUGUUGCUGCGUGAAAAGGAAACACAAGUUCAUCCCUGUGCCUUCAGAGGAGGAGAAGGAUGACGGACUAACCAUGUCAGUGGUGUCCAGUGAAGGUGUGAAGAGCCCCCCCAAUGGAGACCACGUCGAGGUUCAAGCUGCCCAAGCUGACCGCCCUCCAAAGCCUGAUGCUGCCCAGACUGGUCCAGGUGUUGAGGCCCAGCCACCGGCAGAAGAAAACUUAGCAGUGCAGAUAGAAGCUGAGGAACUGCCAGACCCUGAGGUCAUAGCUGAUGCGGAAAGCCAGGAAGAUGCCUCGGACUGUUUCCCAGAUCUAACUGAUGACUGAUCUGACAUGCUUGCUGUUCCACCCUGAAGCCUAUGACACUUGUCCUUUGCAUCCCAUAGUCUCAUCGUGUGUAAGAAUUAGUCUGGCAAAUUUCAGAAGGGAAAAGAUGUGAGGUGUCAGACCUUCUAACCUCAUUUAAAAAAUAAAAAAGAAAAUAUAAAGAAAAGCACACCAGUGGCUUCAAGGCCACACUGCCAUGAGCUGACAGGUUCACUAACAAACAAAACUGGGCAGCUCCUUGAUGCUUUGCUUGAUAACAGAGCUGCAGCUAAACUGUGCUGCCCCAGGUGACAGCCUGAAACAAACUGGGUGGUUCCUCCUGCUCCCUGCCCACCCAAUGCCUUGCCAUGUCUUUGCCAGCCAAAGACAGGCAUGACAGGGGGAUUGUGGUGUCCUGCCAGUCCCAGACAUAAACAAAGGACUUGCCAGAAAUUUCCUGAGAAAGAAAAAAAAUCUCGUCUUGGGAGAUUUCAAGGCAUUUUUUCACAGGCCCUGCAAAAGAAACUCAGUGGAGGUUUCAACCAGGUAUCUGUGUGAAGGGUGUUUAUCUGAGCUCUGGACCCUCUGUGAUCUGCCCCUCACUGCUUGCUGCCUGGGGCCAGGAGCAGUCGUGGGGACUGGAGGGUGAUGACUGGCUUUGCUCACCUGC